Kogia breviceps (pygmy sperm whale) is the source of this 594-nucleotide messenger RNA. Lineage: Eukaryota; Metazoa; Chordata; Mammalia; Artiodactyla; Physeteridae. The record is from RefSeq and is a predicted model, not a curated record.
UCGGCCCUGGGAGCAGCUCUCCAGCUACGGCCCUUCAGCCCCUGAAAAUGUAUGCUUGCGCCAAGGUCAUCUCCACCUCCUCCUUGAUCAGGAGAACCUCUCCACUAUUGAACCGAUCACUGUCUGCAGUGGUGCUGAAAUGACCGACACUGACAGAUGAGAGCCACAGCAGCUUGGCAGCCCCACGUCCCCUGACCACCCCACUUAUUCCUAGCCGCAGUUUCCAAACCAGUGCCAUUUCAAGGGACAUUGACAUAGCUGCCAAGUUCAUUGGAGCUGGGGCUGCCACAGUUGGGGUGGCUGGCUCUGAGGCUGGAAUUGGGACUGUGUUUGGGAGCCUCAUCAUUGGUUAUGCCAGGAACCCUUCUCUGAAGCAACAGCUAUUCUCCUACGCCAUUCUGGGCUUUGCCCUCUCAGAAGCCAUGGGACUCUUUUGCCUGAUGAUGGCCUUUCUCAACCUCUUUGCCUUGUGAAGGAGCCGUUUCCACCUCUCAUAGUUUUUUCUCCCAUGUCUUGUCUGCCCUGUAUGUUCCUUUUCCUGUACCUCCCCAAGCAGCCUGGGGAAAGGGGUUGGCUCAGUGUUUGAAGGAAGGA